AUGGGCGUGUUUCUCGUCGAGUUGAAUGAGUUGAUCUUUCAAUCUCUCCUAAUCGGCUUCGAUUUCCAGCCCCAGGGGAUUUGGCGCCUGGCCAAGACGGAGACCUGCGGUGGUACUGUGGAGGUACAGGCCUUCUUUUGCCAGUACUUCUUUACGCGAUUGAGCUCCGCCAUUGCCUACGCCAUCACUAUCAACGGCGGAGACAAGUACAUCGUGAAGAGGGUUGGCGAUCAGUACGUGAUUGGCAGCCCCAACGUCGAGAGUGCCACGUUGAAGAUAUUGAAGACCCCUGAGAUCGACCCGGCUGCCGGCGUGAUUAUCGUCAGCGAUGACAGCUGCGUGCGCAUCAAGAUCAACAGUCAGCCCCUGUACGGAGGAGAGAGGAACCUGGCAUUGACCCCGAAUGCCUACUACAACAACAUUGUUGUCAAAAUUUGGGGCUGCGCCAUCACAGCGGACGGCAUCUGCGGCGCUCAGAAGCUUUCCACCCAGUUCAUUGAUCCGCAGAGUGAGGACAACCUCUUCACUACGCCCGACAAGCCUAAUCUCUGGGAGGAGCUCUGCGAGUUCUGCCAGGAGGAUGGUGCCGCUCUCACUCCGCCAGGGUGCCCGGCACCUCCGGGUGGUACGGUUGUCCAACCCGGCUGCGAGUUCCUGAGGCCCUUUGGCAGCCCCCGGGACCUCGAGUGCAUUCCGGAUGAGACGAGCACCGACCCCGACGUGAUCGCCAACAACGAGCGUAUCAAAGAGUUGGCGAACAACGGCGAGAAUUGCGUUGCUUUUGUCAACCUCAACACGCCGAAGUUCCCAAGGAGGAGUUGCCGCGACUGGUGCCAGGACCGCGGAGCCCGGUGUGUGGCUGUUCGCGAUGACCCCUUCGCAGGCCGAUUCCCGAAUGAUCAAUCCGUGUGCAAUCUCACGGACGCCAGUGACCCGGUCAACUUCGUAGACGGUGAGCCCAAGACGUGCGACACUCGUCUCCGUGAUACUCACUGCGUCUGCGAGAAGCCGGACAACAAUGC
Messenger RNA from Symbiodinium pilosum, 1022 nucleotides. Lineage: Eukaryota; Dinophyceae; Suessiales; Symbiodiniaceae. The record is from the annotation of a GenBank genome assembly.